GCUUCGGGAAGAAACGCAUGGGAUUGAAGUCUGCGAACGCUAAAUAUUUGUCAAAUAACUUUAUAUUGACGUUCUCUCUAAAUUAAAUUUAGAGCAGAGCAAUGCGGCCAAUAAAGCUUCCAGAGCCUCCCGGCGUUUCAGCUGGAAUGCCCGAAAUUUUCGACAGAGGGGUGUCAAGCGUAGUGAGAAGGGCCGUCAUUAUUGGUAAUGGGAUUGCUGCCUCCGAAAAUCAGUGCUUGGGCCUCGUUAGAGCCCUUGGACUUUCUGCCAACCAUUCCCUUUAUCGUAUUACUAGACCACGUGGGGGUUAUAAUGAAUGGUUGAGAUGGCUUCCUGUUUCUCUUCACAAAAGACUGGAUUAUCUUAUAAGGCAUAUAUGUGUUAAUUUGCCUCUUCUAAAGAAUAUAGGAGCAAAUCAGGUUACACCUUUUCCUUUAGAACAGAGCACUAGUACAGAUUCCAUGUCUAUUUCAGAUGCUGAUGCAAGACAAAUUGCAGCAAUAGCUCGUGAUUCCUCAGGAAAAGACGGACCCUUGUUGGUGGUUGCAUCUGGUCGAGACACAAUUUCAAUUGCAAGCGCAAUAAAAAGAUUAGCUCCGCAAAAUACAUUUGUAGUACAGAUACAGCACCCAAGGUACAAGCUCAAUCGUUUUGAUUUAGUGGUGACCCCUCACCAUGAUUUUUAUGCUUUGACUCCUUCUGGACAAGAGCAAGUUCCUCGUUUUCUUCGAAAUUGGAUAACUCCAAGAGAGCCUCCAGACAGACAUGUGGUCCUUACAGUUGGAGCUUUACAUCAUGCUGAUUUCACAACAUUGCGAAAAGCUGCUGCAGAGUGGCAUGAUUAUUUGGCACCACUUCCAAAGCCAUUGCUUGUUGUAAACAUAGGAGGACCAACAAGUAAGAAUUGAUUCACAACUGAAAUU
Messenger RNA from Cryptomeria japonica (Japanese cedar), 923 nucleotides. Its product is annotated as mitochondrial fission protein ELM1. The transcript is spliced from 5 exons. The coding region runs from base 102 to 908 and encodes 268 amino acids. The record is from RefSeq and is a predicted model, not a curated record. NCBI's taxonomy places the organism in Eukaryota, Viridiplantae, Streptophyta, Pinopsida, Cupressales, Cupressaceae.